GCCAAGUGCCAUCCGCCAUGUGAUACGUUCUGGUGUGUUCGUUGAUGACAUGGACUCUGUUUGUGCCUUCUUCCGUUACGCCGCUACGCAGAGCCAAAUCCAGGAUCCCACCGUAACCGUCUUUUUCCUAGAGAAGGAUUUGCACCCUGGCGCCAAUAUGACGUUCCACUUCACCCGAACCACCACCGGCGCCACCCUUCUUCCACGCGAACUCGCCGACUCCAUCCCCUUCUCCUCCGCGAAGCUCCCGGAGAUCCUUUCCCGCCUCUCCAUCGCGCCCGACUCCGUCCAAGCCGAGACCAUGAAGAAGAUCCUUCUGGAGUGCGAGGAGCCGGCGAUUGACGGAGAGAUCAGAUACUGCGCCACCUCGGUCGAGUCCAUGGUGGAUUUCAGCACGUCCUGCCUUGGGACUCGUAACGUCGAAGCCCUGUCGACGACGGUCGACAGGAAGGCUCCACCGAAACAAGUCUACACCAUAUCUAAAGUGCAGAAGCUUCCUACCUCUAAGUUGGUGGUUUGCCACAGUGAGAAUUAUGCAUACGCUGUGUUCCACUGCCACACGGCGUGCGCGAAGGCGUACAAGGUGUCGAUGGUCGGGAAGGAUGGGACCAAGGUGGCGGUGGCCGCAUGCCACACCGACACGGCCGGAUUCAGCCCCGAGCACGUCGCCUUCAAGGUGCUCAACGUCAAGCCCGGUACGGUGCCCAUCUGCCAGUUCCAACCCCAGAACGACAUUGUUUGGAGUCCCAACACAUUGAGCAUCUCGCCGUUGGAAAUGGUCGUGUGAUCGCCUCUAAUUAAAAUGCUUCUAUAAAAGACUUGCUUGGCUAGGUUGUCCUAUUAUACAUACAUAUAUAUAGUUUCCUUGUCCGCUAGCGACUAUUAGAUGUUGUAUGUGGUGAUGUAUCUGUAUUCCUCUGCAUAAAUAAGAGUGUGAUUUUCUUCUGAAGUGUGUUAA
Messenger RNA from Elaeis guineensis (African oil palm), 958 nucleotides. NCBI's taxonomy places the organism in Eukaryota, Viridiplantae, Streptophyta, Magnoliopsida, Arecales, Arecaceae. The record is from RefSeq and is a predicted model, not a curated record.